Homarus americanus (American lobster) is the source of this 1314-nucleotide messenger RNA. RefSeq names its product collagen alpha-1(I) chain-like. The record is from RefSeq and is a predicted model, not a curated record. The transcript has 4 exons. NCBI's taxonomy places the organism in Eukaryota, Metazoa, Arthropoda, Malacostraca, Decapoda, Nephropidae. The coding region runs from base 1 to 1314 and encodes 437 amino acids.
AUGAUACUGGAAAUGCGAUGGACUGCGGGCAGCGGCGCCCCCAGGAACACUCCCAACGGCGGUGGCGCCCCCAAGAGGUCUCGCAGUGACAUCACCAGGGUACCUCCCAAGGGCUGCGGCGCUCUAUGGGCUGUCCCAAGGGCGGUGGCGAUCCAAGGAGCCUUGUCAGUUGCGGCAGUGGUCCCAGGAGCCCUUCCAAGGGUGGCGUCGCCCCCAAGGGCCAUCCCAGGGACGGAGGCUCCCCCAGGGGCUCUUCCAAAAGCAGGGGAGCCUCCAGAGGCCCUUGCAGGGGCUGAGACGCCCCCCAGCAGCGGCUCCCCCACUGGCCUUCCAGGGUCGGCGAAGCUCCUAGGGGCCCUCCCACUGUCGGCGUCGCCACAAGGGGUUCUCCCAGGGCUGGCGGUGUUCCCAGGGGAGUUCCCUGGGGCGUUGGCGCUCUCAGGGGCACUCCCAAAGGCGGAAGUUCCCCCAGGGGCUCUCCCAGAUGAGGAAGUGCCCCUUGGGGACCUCACUAGGACUGCUGCAUACCCCGGAGCCAACCCAGGAGAAUCGGCACCCCCACAGGCGGCAGGGGCCCUGACAAGGGUAGCGGUGCCCCAAAGGGCCGUCCCAGGGGCAUCAGAGGACCUCCAAGGAGUGGCGGUGCCCCCAGGGACAGGGCCCUUCCAGUGGCGGUGGCGCUUCCAGUGGCGAUGGCGCAUUCAGGGGAGGUGGCGCAAGCCCAGGGGUACUCCCAGGGCCGGCAAAGCUCCCAGGGGCCCUGCCAGGGGCUACAGUGAUCGCAGGGGCCUUCUCAGGAGUGACAGAGACCCCAGGGGCCCUGUCAGGGGCGAUUAUGACCCCAGCAGCUCUCCCAGGGAGGUAACGCUGCCAGGGGCCCUUCCAAAGGUGGCUGCGCCCCAAGAUCCCUCCCAGAAACGGCGGCGUCCUCAUGGACGCUCCAUUAGGUGUCGGAGCACCCAUUGGCCCACCCCUGGGCGGCAGAGCCUCCAGGGCCCCUCACAGGCGCGGCAGAACCACCAGGACUCCUCCGUAGGGGUGACAGCGCCCCUAGAGUCCUUCUUAGGGGCAGCUGCGCCCACAAAUAACCUCCCUUGGGCAGUGGCGACCCCAGGGGCCCUGUCAAUGGGUCCUAUUCCAGGGGCUGUGGCGCCAUCAGCUACCCUCCCAGGGGUUGCGGCACCCCCAGAGGCCUACCCAAAUGCGGCGCCACACCCACUGGGGUCCUCCUCGGGGCAGCAGGAGUACUUCAAGAGUCGGUGGCAAUUCAGGGACCCUCCCAGGGGCGGCAUCACCCCCAUGGGCCCUCCUUAG